AUGAAUGCCAUGCUGUGCGGUGCAGUUGUAUUGCAUGUGUCACUAUUGGAGAUGCGGGCCAACGCUUCACUUGAGAAGCCCAAGGAGGAGCUGAAGUCAAGAAAUACUGUGGUGAAGGAUGAUACUUUCAGAACCUCAGACUCACCUAAUUUGCGUAGUCAAGCAACUGUGUAUGCAAAGUUGGCUGAAUCUGAUGCCGUGAAGACUGGCUCUUUGAAGAGCAGUGCAGAGCAAGAAAACCUUAAAAGAUGA
Messenger RNA from Prunus armeniaca (apricot), 252 nucleotides. The record is from the annotation of a GenBank genome assembly. Lineage: Eukaryota; Viridiplantae; Streptophyta; Magnoliopsida; Rosales; Rosaceae.